Molecule: messenger RNA, 1019 nt
Organism: Cuscuta campestris
Lineage: Eukaryota; Viridiplantae; Streptophyta; Magnoliopsida; Solanales; Convolvulaceae
Source: the annotation of a GenBank genome assembly
GUACGUUCUCGUCUACAAGUAAUUUGAAUCCAUUUUACUGUACGUAUUUUGGCUAGUGAUAAUUACCUUUUCAUCAUUGGUCAGGUUUCAGACACUAUAUAUAUCAAGAUUAUGGAAAGAGUAUCAUUCUCACAUUAUGGAAGAACUUCUCGAACACUUCCUUACACCAUAAGGUUCGUUGGUCUAUUUGGCAGUCAUUCUCUUGGUAGAAAUCCAAAGUUUAUGGUUACUGUGGUAGAUUUAGGAAGGGAAUUGAUAAGGCGAAAAAUUAAACUUGCUUAUGGAGGAGGUAGUGUUGGCCUUCAAGGAGCUGUUGCUUCAACAGUCUUCACCAAUGGUGGUCUCGUUAGAGGUUUUAUUCCUGGGUACAUAGCAACACGACAGGUUUACGGACCUACAUACGGUGUAGAGCAUACAGUUUCCAGUAAUUACUACAAAUAUUUUGAGAUAAAUCAUGCUGUGGAAGCUUUCAUUGUUCUUCCCGGAGGAGUUGACACUAUGGAAGGUUUGUUCACCUUGAUCUCGUGGGCUUCUGAAGGGUUACACAAUAGACCCAUUGGUCUCUUGAACAUUGACAGUUAUUUCAAUAACCUAAUCAAGUUUCUAGAUGAUGCGGUGAGGCAGAACUUCAUGGCUUCCAGUCAGAGGAAACAUUUCAUUUCUUCUUUCUUUGUUGAUGAGCUUUUGGACAAGCUAGAGUUUGCUAAAGUUUUCCCGGAUCCUGGGGCUAGUUACAACGAGUUUGUGAAUCCUGGAAGACUAGACUUAGAAUUGCAUUUGUAACUUUCUUCAUGUAAUCCAAGUCGUAUCUUGUGUUGAAAUAAUAUUAUUCAUAAACAUCAAUGGUUAGCCACAUGCAAGCUACAUUUUCUUCAUUCUUCAGUCUUUCACUGUUGGUGUCACUAUUUCACGUCAUGUUUUGUAUCAUCAUCACGGUCGCGAUCUUUUACGUCAAUAGGAUAUUCGAACGAGUCAACUAUCUUAUUGAUUUGUCUUGUCAGCAUCACUUUACUUCAUUU